CCAGAGCUCGGACAGCGGCGCCGCCCACGGGCAUGGACGGUGGUAGUAGCCGCAACUGCUGCAGCAAUCCGUCUUCUGGCCUGCGUCCGAAAGGGGAGCUACGGCCCAAGUGUGAUGUUUUAGGCUUGAACGGCAGCUCCCUAGACAGGUAGGGAGGACCUCACUGCAGAGCCGGUUCGCAGAUCUUCUCAGGACCCCUGCUCCAGCCCCAGACCAAGGCCAUGGCCCCUGAGGCGAGCCCAGAGAGAAGCUGCUCCCUCCACAGCUGCCCCCUGGAGGACCCUUCUGGCUCUUCAGGACCUGCACCGACAUCCACCCUCCAGGCUCUAGAUCCAUCGGGCCCAUUAGGCCCGGGUCAUUUUGCCUAUCCUCGAGCACCACAAGAAUAUCAAGAAGGUAGCUCGUUACUAGGGACUGGAGACCAGGCAGCUCUGUGCACCCAUGGCUCUAAUCGAAGCCCUUCCCCAGCCUCUUCCCAGCGUGAUGGGGUCUGGAAGCCACCUUCUGUGCAGCGGCACGUGGUCAGCGUCAGGCAGGAACGGGCCUUUCGGAUGCCAAAGAGCUACUCCCAGCUGAUUGCUGAGUGGCCGGUGGCCGUGCUGCUGGUGUGUCUGGCAGUCAUCCUCCUCUGCAUGCUGGCUGGACUGCUGGGGAGUCAGCUGCCUGAUUUCUCCAAUCCUUUACUGGGCUUCGAGCCUCGGGACACAGACAUUGGACGGAAGCUAGAGGUCUGGAAAGCACUGCAGGCCCUCACGGGCCCCAAGAAGCUGCUUUCCCUUUCCCCAGACCUUGAGCCGAACAGCUCCAACUCCUUCGGCACUCUGAGCCCUGUAGCCUGGGGCAGGGCCCAGGAGAGCCUGGUUCGGGCACGCAGGAUGGUGGAACCCAUGGAAGACAAAGGGCAGGACAGCUUCUUCUGCGGCGCCCCUGAUAAGAGCUAUGCAAAGCUGGUGUUCGUGUCCACCUCAGGAGGCAGCCUGUGGAACUUGCAUGCCAUCCAUUCCAUGUGCCGGAUGGAACAGGAGCAGAUCCGCUCCCACCCCCGCUUUGGGGCUGUGUGCCAGCGUACAGCAACCAAUGAGUGCUGCCCCAGCUGGUCCCUGGGCAACUACCUGGCUGUGCUCUCCAAUCGCUCCUCCUGCCUGGACACCACCCCAGGAGAUGCAGCCCGUGUGCUGGCCCUGCUUCGGUCUUGCGCCCCCUACUACCAUCGCGGCGUCCUGGUACCCUCUUGUCUGGGACCUGGGCAGAACAAGUCUCCACACUGUGCCCAAGUUCCCACUAAGUGCUCCCGGAGCAGUGCCGUCUACCAACUCUUGCAUUUUAUGCUAGACAGGGACUUUCUCAGCCCCCAGACUGCCGACUACCAAGUGCCCUCCCUCAAAUUCAGCCUGCUCUUCUUGCCCACCGUGAAGGGGCCUUCCAUGAUGGACAUCUACUUGGAUGGCCUAGCUGAGCCCCGGCUAGUUUCUGACAACUACACAUCCAUCAGCGGCAUGGACCUGGGCAUCAAGCAGGAGCUGCUGAAGCACUACCUGGCCCUGGACACAAUGUACCCGCUGCUUGCGCUGGCUGCCAUCUUCUUCAGCAUCACACUCUACCUGCGUUCGCUCUUCAUCACCAUCAUGGUGUUGGUGGGCGUGCUGGGCUCUCUCCUGGUGGCCUUCUUUCUCUACCACGUGGUCUUCCGCAUGGCCUACUUUCCCUUCGUUAACCUGGCAGCCGUGGUCCUGCUCAGCGGCGUCUGCGUUAACCACACCCUCAUUUUUUUCGACCUGUGGCGCCUCAGCAAGAGCCAGGUGCCCUCCGGGGGGUUGGCACAGCGCGUGGCCCGCACCAUGCACCACUUCGGCUACCUGGUGCUGGUAUCUGGCCUCACCACCGGCGCCGCCUUCUACGGCAGCUACCUGAGCCGCUUGCCCACGGUGCGCUGCUUCGCUAUCUUCAUGGGCACGGCAGUGCUGGUGCACAUGGCGCUCACACUGGCUUGGCUGCCAGCCUCUGCCGUGCUGCAGGAGCGCUACCUGGCGCGGGGCUGCGUGCCCAGGGCGCAGGGCCCGCGCGGUGGCAGCGACCCCUGGCGGCUAUUGCUGGCGGUGCACCGGCGGCUGCGUGGUUUCCGCAGGGCCGCCGCCAUCCUCUCUCGCUUGCUCUUCCAGCGCCUGCUGCCCUGUGGCGUCAUCAAAUUUCGCUACAUCUGGAUCUGCUCGUUCGCCGCGCUGGCGGCAGGGGGCGCCUACAUCGGUGGCGUCAGCCCGCGCCUGCAGCUGCCUAUCCUGCUGCCGGCUGGCGGGCAGGUCUUCCGGCCCAGUCACCCAUUCGAGCGCUUCGACGCCGAGUACCGCCAGCAGUUCCUGUUCGAGCAGCUGCCUGCGGAUGAGGGGGGACACUUGCCGGUGGUCCUGGUGUGGGGGGUGCUGCCGGUAGACACAAGCGAUCCGCUGGACCCGCGCAGCAACAGCUCCUUGGUGAGCGACCCCGACUUCAUGCCCAGCAGCCCUGAAGCCCAGCAGUGGCUGCUGUCCCUGUGUCACGGAGCCCGCAAUCAGAGCUUCUUUGGCUCGCAGCCACAGGGCUGGCCCACGCUGUGCUUCGUGGAGGCUCUGCAGCAGUGGAUGGAGAGGCCGGCCUGUGCCCGCCAGGGGGCCGACCUCUGCUGCGGCCAGGCCGAUUUCCCCUGGGCCCCAGAACUUUUUCUGCACUGCCUCAAGAUGAUGGCCCUGGAGCAAGGUCCCGAUGGCACCCGCGACCUUGGACUCCGCUUUAAUACCCACGGUAAUCUGGCUGCACUGGUUCUGCAGUUCCAGACCAACUUUCCCUAUAGUCCUGACUAUGGCCAAAUCCACCACUUCUACACCGAGGUCAGCCGCUGGCUGGCAGCUGAGCUGGGCAGGGCCCCUCCAGGCCUUCGCCAAGGGUGGUUCACCAGCCGUCUGGAGCUGUACAGUCUACAGCACAGCCUGAGCACCGAGCCUGCUGUGGUGCUAGGCCUGGCUCUGGCUCUGGCCUUUGCCACACUACUGCUGGGCACCUGGAAUGUCCCCCUCAGCCUGUUCUCUGUGGCAGCUGUGGCAGGCACCGUGCUGCUCACCGUGGGACUCCUUGUUCUGCUUGAGUGGCAGCUCAACACUGCCGAGGCCCUCUUUCUGUCUGCCUCUGUGGGCCUCUCUGUGGACUUCACUGUCAACUACUGCAUCUCCUACCACCUGUGCCCACACCCAGACCGCCUGAGCCGCGUGGCCUUCUCCCUGCGUCAGACUAGCCGCGCCACAGCAGUGGGGACAGUGGCCCUAUUUGCAUCUGGUGUGCUCAUGCUUCCUGCGACGGUGCUGCUAUAUCGAAAGCUGGGCAUCAUACUCAUGAUGGUCAAGUUCGUCAGCUGUGGCUUUGCCAGCUUCUUCUUCCAGUCCCUGUGCUGUUUCUUUGGACCAGAGAAGAACUGUGGACAGAUCCUCUGGCCCUGUGCACACCUGCCCUGGGAUGCUGGAACUGAGGAUCCUGAAGAGGAAAAGGCACGAUCUGGGCCAGUGGCUCCUGGUACCUGCUCAGAGCAUUAUGAGCUUCAGCCACUGGCACGGCACCGGAGCCCCAGCUUUGAUACCAGCACAGCCACCAGCAAGCUGUCCCACCGGCCCUCAGUCCUCUCAGAGGAUCUGCAGCUGCAUGAUGGUAACUGCUGUGCUCGGCCUCCCAUUGCCCCAGCGUCCCCGAGGGAUCUGCUCCUGGAUCACCAGGCAGUCUUCAGCCAAUGCCCAGCUCUGCAGACCUCCUCCCCCUACAAGCAGUCUUGCCCCAACCCCAAAACCUGGGUCAACCAGAACUCCCAAGGACAGGAGGCCGAACCCCUGCAGGCUUUACCCGAAGUUCCAGCCCAUUCCCCUAAGCCUCAGGCUGAAGAGCUUCCUGAUGGCCUAUCUUCCUCAGCCAGCACCCUGGAGGGACUCAGCGUCUCUGAUGACACCUGCCUAAGCACCUCGGAACCCAGCGCACGUGUACCAGAUUCCAUGGGCGCCUCCCCAGAAGAUCUGGAUGACAUUGGGAAGCCAGUUCCUGAACGGGGCCAGCUGAAUGGGAAGCGUGACACUCUGUGGCUGGCGCUGAAGGAAACCGUGUACGACCCAACACUGCCCAACUCCCACCAGAGCACCUCCUCCUGGAAGGGCCGUGGGGGCCCAGAUGGUAGCCCUGUGGUACUGCCCAACAGCCAGCCAGAUCUCCCAGAUGUUUGGCUCCGCAGGCCGAGCACCCACACCUCAGGCUACAGUAGCUGAGGGAGGCCAGACCUGGGUGCAGAACCCUGUCGGUGAUGAUAAGGCAGGGGCAGCACCGCCUGGAGCCUGAAGGUAUUUCCCCGAAUCAACAUGGAGAAGCCUCGCCCUCCAACUGUGAAUUUAAGACCCUGCCAGAAGUUCCAGCCUUGAUCUGUCUGCUACUUGCCCCUUACAUCUGGAGGAUUCAAUGGGGAGAGCUUUUGGAAGGAACACCAGGGCUUGCCUGCCCCCAUGGUGCCAACAAGGACCCCCUCCUCUGGGAUGGGGGAGGCCAGAUGUGCAGCUCCAGCCGUUAGGAAGGCUGACCUGACCCUAUACACCUGGAAAGACGUUCAGUGACUGUAAGGUGCCCUGCCCUGGGAUCCUGCCAGGGUACCUCGCUGACCAGAAGCACCCUCAGAACCUCUGCAGUCCCUUAGAUCUCAUCCCUCUCAGAAUGCUUCUCGCUCUUCAGGGAGGAUCUCUGGAUCAGAAUUGGGCUACAGCUUCGGUCCUGAAUGGCCUUGUUCUGCUCACACUCAAUGGUCUGACCAACAGUUCUUCAAGGCCGGCUGGCAGAAAUGGCUGUGGGGAGAGAGGCAGGAGAAGGAGGAUGGUCAUCCUCACAGCAUCCCAGAAGUGCAAGAUCCCUCUUUGGAAGCAGGCUCCAGCGCUCUCCCCUGUUGAUAAACAGGAAUCAUCUUUCCAUCCAUGCACCUGUUGGUCUCCUUGGACUCUCACUACUUCACUACAGGGUGACCUGCAGUUGGUCAGGUUCAUUUACCCCCAAUUUGCAGGUAAAGACAUUGAGACUAAGACUGACUGAUUUAUCCAAAGUCAUAUCACCUGUCAAAGGCAGAGUAAUUUCUUAGUCCAUUCUACCACCGACAUUCCAAGCUUUCCUCCUGGCUACCUUGAUCCUUUGUUCCUCUCAUCCUCCUCCUCCUUUGAUGUGUCUUUGUGAAUCCUGCCUCCUCUCUGGGCCUCUCUGUCCCUAGAGAGAGCUGUACUCUGAGCCGACCCUAGAGUUCUUUCCUGUUCUCCCCUUCUCUGUGCUUUCCUCUGGAAUCCUCAGACAUCUCCCCACCGUGGGGCAGUGGGACCGGUCUGACUCUCCAGCUCCCCCAUGGUCACAGGAUGUGGAGCGGUCCUGAGGGUGGAAAGAUGGAGCAGAAUCCAGUUAAGGUAGGAACUCAGACCUGCCCUUUGAGGGAGUGGUUCUGAAGUUGCUCCCCAAAUCAGGUCCCCAGUUUCCUAAGGAUGCGUCUCUCUGUGAGUUAUUCAGCAGACUGAAACUUGGCUUUCCUUCCCUUACACAGUCUGUCCUGAAGUUCCUUCCAUGCAGGAGCUGAUGACACUAGGUAGCAUCACAAAAUUUGGCCUCACUGGGAAACUGAAUGUGGAAGGAGAAUCAAACGCCCACCCUCAUAAGUACCUUCUGUUUGGGAAAACAGGUUAUAUGCACAGGCAGACAUCGUUGGGCUCAGUACCUCCAAAAGAGGUGACAGAGGCUCCUGAAGCAGGAAUGACUUUGAGGUAGGCAAAGGAAGACCAAGCAUCUCAGACUAGAAGGGAGCAGCAGCAGGACCAUCAGAGGUUCACACAUGUUAUAGCCUAAGGACCCUCCCUCCCAAGACCCUUGUGUGCAAGCCCAACAUGUGCAACAGAUAAGCUUGAGCUACUCUGAUGGUGCAGGUGAGAGACAGCCAGCCCAGCCUCCCUUUCUACUGCAGCUCUCUGUGGGCUUUGCAGAACUCCUCAGACUCUGGCAGCCCGCAGGAUGCAGCAUGAAAACCACUGAUUCGCUGAUUAUGAGAGAAGGAAAGGGAUUUUUCCAGGGCCAGACAGUCUGGGGAAAAGGUGGAGGUAAAUCAGACAGUGUUCUUGUUCUACUCUGUCCUGUUGAGACCUGCCUUCCACCCCAGUCUGUGCAAGGUGGAGCAGGACCCAAAUGAAACAGAUGUAAGAAUUGUGAAGAGGGGUUGGGGACUUAGCUCAGUGACUUAAGUGCCACUGGCAAGUGCAAGGUCAUUAGUUCGAUCUCUGGCACCAAAAAAAAAAAAAAAAAAAAAAAAAGGGAAAGAGAGGUCAGUACAGUACAGUACUGCAGAGAAAUGGUUCCACCAAAAUCCAAGGAUGCUCAAGUCCCUUGUGUAUAAUCGUGCAUUUGCAUAUAUCCUACACAUAUCCUCUCAUAUACUUUAAAUUGUCUCUAGAUUACUUAUGAUAUGUAAUAUGAUAUAUAUGCUGUGUAAAUCGUUGUUAUACUGUACUGUGUUUAGGUAAUUAUGACAAGAAAAAAAGUCUGUAUGUGUUCA
This is a messenger RNA of Cavia porcellus (domestic guinea pig), 6568 nucleotides long. RefSeq names its product dispatched RND transporter family member 2 (gene Disp2). The record is from RefSeq and is a predicted model, not a curated record. Gene Ontology annotation, cellular component: membrane. The transcript is spliced from 8 exons. Bases 222 to 4271 code for a protein of 1349 amino acids. Gene Ontology annotation, biological process: smoothened signaling pathway. NCBI's taxonomy places the organism in Eukaryota, Metazoa, Chordata, Mammalia, Rodentia, Caviidae. Gene Ontology annotation, molecular function: transmembrane transporter activity.